CUCGGUGACUCAGUGAGCGACAAACGCACGACGUUGUAUGAUGCAACGUCCGAGUCGAGGAAGCCGCUGGUGCGCUUUGGGGUGACAAGGCGGCAGCGUGUGGGAGACGAUGUCCUUGGAGGUGACUGGGGCCACCGCCGGGAUGGUACUAGCAGAGCUGUAUGUUUCGAAUCGAGAGGGAAAUGAUGCUACGGGAGAUGGAACCAGGGAGAAACCUUUUAAAACAGGUUUGAAGGCUUUGAUGACAGUGGGAAAAGAACCAUUUCCUACCAUUUACAUAGAUUCACAAAAAGAAAAUGAGAGGUGGGACGUUAUUUCUAAAUCACAGAUGAAGAACAUUAAAAAAAUGUGGCAUCGGGAACAAAUGAAGAAUGAAUCCCGGGAAAAGAAAGAGGCAGAAGACAAUUUGCGUAGAGAAAAAAACCUGGAAGAAGCAAAGAAGAUUUCUAUAAAAAAAGACCUAAGUCUUCCAGAGCCAAAAUGUGUGAAGAUUCAUGCAUUAGAAGGUUAUAGAGGCCAAAGAGUAAAGGUGUUUGGCUGGGUCCACAGGCUGCGUAGGCAAGGAAAGAAUUUAAUGUUUCUGGUGCUGCGAGAUGGUACAGGUUAUCUUCAGUGUGUCUUAUCGGAUGAUUUGUGUCAGUGUUACAAUGGACUCCUCUUGUCCACCGAGAGUAGUGUUGCAGUGUAUGGAAUGCUAAAUCUUACCCCAAAGGGCAAGCAGGCUCCAGGAGGUCAUGAGCUGAGUUGUGACUUCUGGGAACUGAUGGGGUUGGCCCCAGCUGGAGGAGCUGAUAACUUGAUCAACGAAGAGUCUGAUGUUGAUGUACAGCUCAACAACAGACACAUGAUGAUUCGAGGAGAAAACAUGUCCAAAAUCCUAAAAGCACGUUCCAUGGUCACCAGGUGCUUUAGAGAUCACUUCUUUGAUAGGGGGUACUGUGAAGUUACUCCACCAACAUUAGUGCAAACACAAGUAGAAGGUGGUGCUACACUCUUCAAGCUCGACUACUUUGGGGAAGAGGCAUUUUUGACUCAGUCCUCUCAGCUGUACUUGGAGACCUGCAUUCCAGCUCUGGGAGAUGUUUUUUGUAUUGCACAGUCAUACAGGGCCGAACAGUCCAGAACACGAAGGCACCUGGCUGAAUACACUCAUGUGGAAGCGGAGUGCCCUUUCCUGACCUUUGAGGAGCUCCUAGACCGACUGGAGGACUUGGUUUGUGAUGUGGUAGACAGAGUCUUGAAAUCACCUGCAGCAAGCAUAGUGUAUGACCUCAACCCGAACUUUAAGCCCCCCAAACGGCCUUUCAAACGGAUGAACUACUCAGAUGCUAUUGUUUGGCUAAAAGAACACAAUAUAAAGAAAGAAGAUGGGACUUUCUAUGAAUUUGGAGAAGAUAUCCCAGAAGCUCCUGAGAGACUGAUGACGGACACCAUUAAUGAGCCAAUCUUGCUGUGUCGAUUUCCUGUAGAGAUCAAGUCCUUCUAUAUGCAGCGAUGUCCUGAGGAUCCCCGCCUUACUGAAUCUGUUGACGUGUUGAUGCCCAAUGUUGGUGAGAUUGUGGGAGGCUCGAUGCGCAUCUGGGAUAGUGAAGAGAUUCUGGCAGGUUAUAAAAGGGAAGGAAUUGACCCUACUCCUUAUUACUGGUACACAGAUCAGAGAAAAUAUGGCACGUGUCCUCAUGGAGGAUAUGGCUUGGGCUUAGAACGAUUCUUAACCUGGAUUCUGAAUAGGUAUCACAUCCGAGAUGUAUGCUUAUACCCUCGGUUUGUCCAGCGCUGCAAGCCGUAACUCGUCCCUCCUAAAGCAUUAAGGGAAGAAUAUUGUUCAUGAAAGGGACAGACUGCCUCUUUAAAAAAAUUAAAAACCAAAAUUCUCCCCUUUUUAUUCUAUUGGAGUGUAUCUGUUUCUGGUCUCUUUUUCUUUUCUGUUUCCACUACCCCAAAAACCAAUCAAGUGACAUUGAUGGUGUCGUUUUAAGAAAAAAUACCUGUCACACAGUUUGGGGGAAAUAUGUGGCAUGUACCUGUACGGUUAUGUGUACAUUUCAACAUUAUAUCCAAUUAUAUGUUAUAAUCUUUGUGUUCCAUAUGCCAUAUAUAAUUAAUUUGUAAUUAUGGACUAAGACAUUCCAGUAACUUAAUCUUUCUGUCCUCUUAAGUUUAACUGGAAUUCUUUAAUUUAUAUCAUUUUAUUGUGUCAGUGAAUUAAAAUAGACAUCUUGGGAGAAAAUUGACAAUAUGGUGUAAAAAUCUAGUAGUAGAGUACAAUUCAACAGUAGAUACUGAAAUCAAAUACAGUCUUUUGCAUCAGUUAUUAAUCUUUUCUAAAUCUGUAUAGCUGCUUAUAAUUCUAAGGCAUACCUGAUUGAUAAUGAAAGACUUUGAAAGAAUGGAAUUGUCUUAAACAAUUUGAACUAAGAGCAAAAUUCUGGUGGUUUUUAAUGAACAGCAUCCUUCCUAGCUCUAGUGGAGGCUAAAGAGGCAGAGGUGAGAGUAAAGAUUUCCUCUGUCCUGGUCGUUCCUAAUUAAUUAAGAAUAAAUAAUUCCAAAAGAAUUUGCAGCUGGAAUCUUAAUGAUAACUGUAAGUGGCUGCUUAAGUCAUCCCACACUGUGUCCUUAGAUCUAAUCUCUGCUACCUUAUUAACUCUUAGCAGGGUUAUUGAAUGGCUUCAUUUCAGAUUUGGUUAAUUUCUCCCCCAAAAUGCAUGUCAUGUAUUCUCAAUAGGCUGUAUUCCUGGCAAUCAAUAAAUGGACACACAUAAAAACUUUGCGGGCUUUAUUUUUUUUUUAAGCUUAACAGCUUUGUCUCACACCAAUUCAUGCUUUUGCAUUUUUUAAUCUUUAUUUUUCAUGAUGCGUCUACGAAAUGAGAUAUUACUAAAUUUAGUAGUUAUUACUAAAAUUAUGUAAUGGGAUGGAAUGAUUUUUUAAAAUUAGAUGUGGGUUCUAGUUACAUCCUUUCUGUAAUCUUUUUAGUGUUAUUUUUGGGCGCAUUAGAUUAUAUCCUAUUUUGCAAUUAAAUGAAAGAUGGAAAUGGGGCAUUUAAAGUAUAUUUGGCUUGUAUCUUUAAAUAAAAAAUAUUUGUAAGAAUGUGAA
This is a messenger RNA of Manis pentadactyla (Chinese pangolin), 3096 nucleotides long. It is a transcript of the gene NARS1, whose product is annotated as asparaginyl-tRNA synthetase 1. Gene Ontology annotation, molecular function: ATP binding; nucleic acid binding; asparagine-tRNA ligase activity. Gene Ontology annotation, cellular component: cytoplasm. The transcript has 15 exons. The record is from RefSeq and is a predicted model, not a curated record. NCBI's taxonomy places the organism in Eukaryota, Metazoa, Chordata, Mammalia, Pholidota, Manidae. The coding region runs from base 110 to 1789 and encodes 559 amino acids. Gene Ontology annotation, biological process: asparaginyl-tRNA aminoacylation.